Messenger RNA from Linderina pennispora, 989 nucleotides. RefSeq lists its product as uncharacterized. The transcript has a single exon. The record is from RefSeq and is a predicted model, not a curated record. Lineage: Eukaryota; Fungi; Kickxellomycota; Kickxellomycetes; Kickxellales; Kickxellaceae. Bases 92 to 838 code for a protein of 248 amino acids.
UCUCGGCCAACACUAUACGUGAGAACCGCUGCACACUGCAGCUGCCAAAAACCGGUUUUUGCAUUCGGUCUAUGCGCAAACGAAAACAUGGAUGCGGAAGCAUGCACACCAGACCAAUGGUGGACUUCCAGAGCAUCGCUUCGUGCAUUUCGCAAACAUUGCUCUGCAGCUAACCAGGCGAAAACCAGACAUUGAUUGGAAGCUUGCAGAUCAAUUGCUGAAAACAAGAAAAAGGAGAGAUUUAGAAGAGCGCAACGGCGGCGAGGGCAGCAGCGGCCAGGGAACCAGCCACCUUGGCAGCGCCGUUGCCCGACUUCUCGGCGCUCGGCUUGGGAGCAGCGGCAGAGCCCGAGUGCGAGGCAUGGCUCGACUCCUCCUCAUCGAGGCUGUCGAGAUCCGAGGCAGCGUGCGACCCAGCGUGCGACGCAGGGUGCGACCCAGCCGGGGUGGCACCGGAGCUGGCAGCCGGGGCGGUCGGGGUAGCCGACGCCUCACCACCACCAAUCUGGGCCAGCAGCUGGGCGUACUCGGACGACAGCGCCGGAACCAGCGAUGUGGGGAUGCCGGUGGCGCGCGACAGAACCGAGGCAAUAUCAGUCGGCAGCUUGCCGUCGGCCAGGGCGUCCUGGAUGAUGUCCGAGGGCAGGUAGCUAACGAUGGCCAGGAGGUCCGCGGGGAGGUCGGCGAUGCCGCCCAGACCGGCGGCAGAAGGAUUGGCAGCGUUGACAGCAGCGACAAGGGCAAGGACGGCGGCGGCGGUGAACUUCAUUAUGAUUACAAGAGAAAGGCGGGUGGGAAGAGGCUGGUAGCGACGAAAAGAAUUACGCAAACGUGGUAGGAAGAAGGGAGGAGGUAUACGGAAGAGAAAGGGAUGCGAGCGGCGAGUUCGUUGUGCCCAGUUUAUAAAGAUUACCGAAGCAACAUAUGCACGGUGCACAUCCCAGCGAGAAAAGGGGAGCGGCAAGCCUCCCGCAGUGCCAAAAAAAAAA